This is a messenger RNA of Linum tenue, 381 nucleotides long. NCBI's taxonomy places the organism in Eukaryota, Viridiplantae, Streptophyta, Magnoliopsida, Malpighiales, Linaceae. The record is from the annotation of a GenBank genome assembly.
AGCUCGGGCGAGGAAUUCUAAUCUCCGGCGAUGCCAAAUCCAAUACCAUCCUCUACACCAACGGUCGCUCCGUCAUCAUUAGGUACCUCGACCAACCCUUCAAAGUCGAUGUCUACGGCGAGCACGGCUACCCUGUCACCGUCGCUCGCUACUCCCCCCACAAAGAUUUGGGGUGUCCGUAACAGCUUCGUCCUCCACAACGAGUUUUGCAUCCUCUCCGGCCGAAUCGACGAUCUGCAAUGGUCCCCUAAUCAACUGAGGAUCGUCAUCUCCGGCGACGACAAGGGAAAAUACUUCGUACGUGCUUUCGUGUGGGAUUCGAGUAGCACCGUGGGGGAAUUCGACGGAAAUUCGAAGCGAGUGUUGAGCUGUGCGUUCAAG